UGUGCUUCGUGCUUGUACGGGUUCUUAUUAACCUUGCUUCCUGCUGGAUUACAUCCUAUCUUGCCGUUCCUUUCAAGCACCACCGUGUUGCUAAAUUCUUUCUUUUGGCUUCGCUCCAAACAUGGAUCGAUGUAUCCACCUUCUACGACAUGAGCGAUCGCACUGGCCCGUGCACCUUCUUGUUGUUCGACCUCCGCCAAGCAUUUGGACAACCAUCAAGACUGCCGUACUGGUCAUCUCCAUCCUGAGGCUUCUCGCCGGAGUUUCAGCUUUUCUGAUUUUCCGCCUGAGAAACAGGUCAUUGAACGGCUCUCCAGAGCGCACAAGGCGAUAUUGGCAGGUGUUUCGGUCGACUAAUUCAGAGGCGUCAGCCGCUGCGUAGCCCGAUUACCCCUUCAGCGCGAGACGUACCCCAUGCGGCAUUUCUGCUGUAUACCACCAGUCACGCAAGCUACCCUGCCUCGCAUCCCCACAAUGGCCGUAGCUCCU
Molecule: messenger RNA, 489 nt
Organism: Filobasidium floriforme
Lineage: Eukaryota; Fungi; Basidiomycota; Tremellomycetes; Filobasidiales; Filobasidiaceae
Exons: 1
Coding region: 122-382 (86 amino acids)
Source: RefSeq, a predicted model, not a curated record